AAUCUACAUGUCCUGGAAAUUUUACUUUUGAAGAGAAAAAAAAGAAGAAGAAGAAGAAGAAGAAAAGGGCAAAAAAGUUUACCAUCUCCUGUUUAGCCUCAAGGAAAAUUUUAUAAUUUAUAAUCCUCCUCCCCCUUCCCCUCCACAUUUCCACAACAUGCAAAAGGUGUCCUCAAAAUAUACAACAUAAAGCUAUACUUUAUUAUAAAAGACAUCACGAACGUAAUACUAUAAGGGAGAGAUCAUGAGAGAAUUAGAGGAGAAACCUUCGUUGAAAGGAGAUAAAACACGGGAAGGAAAGAAGCGAUACCAUCAUGGGUUCAGUUCAGCACAGAUGCAGGCUCUGUCUAGUUUUUGUGAGGCUGUUUUUCCUUCUUUUCCUUCAGAUUCCCUCGAGGGAGAAGAAGAGAAACCAAACAAGGCUGUGCAGUCCUUCCUCAAUGCUUCAGCCUCUCAACCUCCUAUCCCUGAUGAGGUAGCAGAGACACUGGUGAAGAGGGGUUUCACAGAACUUGUGAUCAUGGCCAGAAUUUUAUUGUGGAUGUUAUCAUCUAGGUUGGGGACACUGUUGCUUUCUGGGUCUCUAUGUUUAGGUGACAAAUGGCCCUAUAUCAAUAACUUCUCUGGAAUGUCCUUGGAGAAGAGAGAGAAAGUUCUACAGUGGUGGAAUAAGCAUACCUUUCUAACUCCUAUCAGAUCUGUGUUGGGUAUCAUCAGGGUCUGUUGCCUCUAUGUUUUCUUCUCAAGGGGCAGCGAAGAUGGCAAUAAUCCAGCAUGGGAAGCCAUUGGCUAUCGGGUAGACUGUGAUGAGAAGCUGCCCCAAGUGCCAAAUGAGAGGCCUCUUCAGAAAGGAACAAUAGAAACUAUGCAUGAAAAGGACUCUACCCUUCUCCAUUCACUGACUCAGAAAGGCCUUGUAGUUACAGAAGAUCCUGAACAACACUUCUACAAAAUCAAAUGUGAUGCUGUAAUUGUGGGCUCCGGCUGUGGCGGAGGUGUUGCAGCUGCUGUUCUGGCUACCUCUGGCCAAAAGGUCAUUGUCCUUGAGAAAGGGGGCUAUUUUGCUCCUGUAGAUUAUUCCCCCUUUGAAGGCCCCUCAAUGAAUCAACUAUAUGAAGCAGGAGGAAUCCUACCGAGUGUUGAUGGGAAGACGUUGAUAUUGGCUGGCUCAACAGUUGGUGGUGGUUCAGCUGUCAACUGGUCAGCGUGCAUCAAAACACCAAGGUCUUUGCUUCACGAGUGGGCUGAGGACUACAAAAUCUCACUUUUUGGGAGCCCUGAAUAUGUCUCUGCUAUGGACAUUGUUUGUAAGAGGAUUGGUGUCACAGAAAAUUGUAGAGAGGAAGGAUUUCAGAAUCAAGUCCUUAGGAAAGGAUGUGAAAAUCUUGGUCUUGAAGUUGAAAGAGUGCCACGGAAUUCUUCAGAGAGUCAUUACUGUGGAUCUUGUGGUUUUGGUUGUAGAAGAGGAGACAAAAAAGGGACUGAUCGCACCUGGCUAGUAGAUGCCGUGGAUCAUGGUGCAGUGAUCAUAACAGGAUGCAAGGCUGAGAGGUUCAUGCUAGAAAAGAAGAAGAAAGGCAGUACAAGGAAAAAGAAAUGCUUGGGAGUGGUUGCAAAAGUCUUAAACAACAAUGUCACGAAGAAACUGCAAAUUGAAGCGAAAGUAACAAUCUCAGCAUGUGGGGCUCUUCUGACACCCCCUUUAAUGAAAUCUAGUGGGUUGAAGAAUGAGAACAUUGGUAAAAAUCUUCAUCUCCACCCUGUCCUAAUGACUUGGGGGUACUUCCCAAGUUCAAAUUCAGAGCUCAAGGGAACAGCCUAUGAGGGUGGAAUUAUCACAUCAGUCCAUAAAGUGGUAUCAAAAGACUCAAAUAUGAGAGCUAUCAUUGAAACUCCUGCGUUAGGGCCAGGUCAGUAUGCUGCAUUAUGCCCUUGGACAUCUGGACUAGACAUGAAAACAAGGAUGCUAAAAUUUGCAAGAACUGCUCUUAUGAUGACAAUAAUAAGGGACCGUGGAUCAGGUGAAGUUAGUUCAGAGGGAAGGAUAACCUACAAUUUUGAUGCAGUAGACAAGGAAAAUCUUGAAGCUGGCAUAAGGCAGGCAUUGAGGAUUUUGGCAGCAGCUGGAGCUGUGGAGGUGGGCACCCAUCGUAGUGAUGGUCAGAGAAUCAAAUGCAAAGAGAUGGAUAGAAAACAAUUUGAGGAGUUUCUGGACAAUGUUUCUGCAGUUGGAAGCACACUAUCCCAUGACAAGAACUGCAUGCUCUAUGCCAGUGCUCAUCAGAUGGGUAGCUGCAGGAUGGGGAUUAAUGAAAAAGAAGGUGCAGUUGAUGGGAAUGGGGAAAGUUGGGAAGCAGAAGGAUUAUUUGUUUGUGAUGCAAGUGUUCUGCCAAGUGCUGUUGGUGUCAAUCCCAUGAUCACAAUCCAAUCAACUGCUUACUGUCUCUCAAAGAGAAUAGCAGACUCUUUGAGAGGAAAACAGCCUUGAAGUUCUUUAACUAAUUAUCAAAGUCCCCCAAAGACUGCAGGUAUAUAUAUUUAUUUCCUAUGUUAAUAGUGUGCAAAAUGGAAACACCUUUGUGACACCAGUCUGUGUAAAAGAUAAACAAGUAUAUUACUA
Messenger RNA from Rubroshorea leprosula, 2620 nucleotides. Lineage: Eukaryota; Viridiplantae; Streptophyta; Magnoliopsida; Malvales; Dipterocarpaceae. The record is from the annotation of a GenBank genome assembly.